AUGGCCGACUCAGCCUCCAACAUGGCUGUCACCAAGGGCGACCACGAAGCCAAGAUGAGACUCGCAGCAGCCGAGCAAACCUACGGACGAGGCAAAGGUGCCAAUGCGAAGAGUGCGCGGGACAAGAAGCUGCGCGCAAAUCUCAAGAGACAGGAAUUCAAGCACAAGGAGGCUAUUCUUCAAGCCAAGGAUGCAGAGAUUUUGCUCGAACACACGGAAGGAUUCCUCGAACCCGAAGGUGAACUCGAGCGAACAUACAAAGUUCGCCAAGAUGAGAUUCGGGACAGCGUCGGAAUCGAGACAGCAAAGAAGGGAUUCGAAUUGAAGCUUCCUGAUAUGGGCCCCUACCGCAUGGACUACUCUCGGAACGGACGUGACCUGCUGCUGGCGGGACGGAAGGGACAUGUUGCGACGAUGGAUUGGCGCGAGGGAAAACUGGGCUGCGAGUUACAGUUGAAUGAGACUGUGCGGGAUGCCCGCUGGUUGCACAACAACCAGUUCUUCGCCGUGGCGCAGAAGAAGCACACAUAUAUCUACGACCACCAGGGAACUGAGAUUCAUUGUCUGAGCAAGCACCUGGAACCGCUCUUCCUGGAAUUCUUGCCAUAUCAUUUCCUCCUUGCAAGCGCUCAAAUGAGCGGUCACCUCAAAUACACAGAUACCUCAACCGGCCAGACCGUCGCUGAGCUACCUACACGGUUAGGUAAACCCACCGCUCUCGCACAGAAUCCAUGGAAUGCCAUCCUCCAUGUCGGACACCAAAAUGGAACCGUGACCCUUUGGUCUCCCAACUCUCAAACCCCCUCGUAA
Messenger RNA from Penicillium crustosum, 810 nucleotides. Its product is annotated as WD40 repeat domain-containing protein. Bases 1 to 810 code for a protein of 269 amino acids. Gene Ontology annotation, molecular function: protein binding. Gene Ontology annotation, cellular component: 90S preribosome; small-subunit processome; nucleolus. The record is from RefSeq and is a predicted model, not a curated record. Gene Ontology annotation, biological process: maturation of SSU-rRNA from tricistronic rRNA transcript (SSU-rRNA, 5.8S rRNA, LSU-rRNA). Lineage: Eukaryota; Fungi; Ascomycota; Eurotiomycetes; Eurotiales; Aspergillaceae. The transcript is spliced from 2 exons.